This is a messenger RNA of Tachyglossus aculeatus (Australian echidna), 1191 nucleotides long. Its product is annotated as procathepsin L-like. NCBI's taxonomy places the organism in Eukaryota, Metazoa, Chordata, Mammalia, Monotremata, Tachyglossidae. Gene Ontology annotation, biological process: immune response. Bases 183 to 1190 code for a protein of 335 amino acids. Gene Ontology annotation, molecular function: cysteine-type endopeptidase activity. The transcript is spliced from 7 exons. Gene Ontology annotation, cellular component: lysosome. The record is from RefSeq and is a predicted model, not a curated record.
UCUUUGUGGGCAGGGAUCUCGUCUGUCGUUGUAUUGGACUCUCCCGAGCGCCCUGCACACAGCCGGCCGCGGUCGGCCCCGGGGAGGGGGUUCUGGGGAGAGGCUUGGGUCGUCCCGUCUCUCCGCCGCAGGCCAGACCGUCCGCGUGUCCGUCCAUCCGUCCGUCCGUCCCCGCCGCGGCCAUGACGCCGGCCCUGUUGGUGGCCGCCCUGGGCCUGGGCCUGGGCCUGGCGUUCGGAGCCCCGCACCCAGACCCGCGGCUCGACCCGCACUGGACCCUUUGGAAAUCCAGACACCACAAGAGCUACCACCAGAGGGAGGAGGGCUGGCGCCGGGCCGUGUGGGAGGAAAACCUGCGUAAGAUCGAGGUGCACAACCUGGAGCACAGCCUGGGGAGGACCACCUUCCGCCUCGCCAUCAACCAGUUCGGGGACAUGACCACGGAGGAGUUCGCCGCCACGAUGAACGGCUACAAGGCCGCACGUGGGGUCGGGGCCUCCGCCUUCCUCAAGCCCAACUCGGUGGAGCCGCCCCGGGCCGUGGACUGGCGCCACCACGGAUACGUCACCCCCGUCAAGGACCAGGGCUACUGCGGGUCGUGCUGGGCGUUCAGCGCCACGGGGGCCCUGGAGGGGCAGACCUUCCGCAAGACGGGCCGCCUGGUCUCCCUCAGCGAGCAGAACCUGGUGGACUGCAGCGGCCCUCAGGGGAACCACGGCUGCGACGGGGGGCUGCCGGACCUCGCCUUCCAGUACGUCCGCGACAACGGGGGCAUCGACUCCGAGGAGGCCUACCCCUACACCGCCGAGGACGGCUUAUGCCGGUAUAAGCCGGAGUCGGCGGCGGCCAACGACACGGGGCUGGUGGCCAUCCCGUCCGGCAGCGAGGAGGCCCUGAGGCAGGCCGUGGCCACCGUGGGGCCCGUCUCCGUGGCCAUCGACGCCUCCGUCGACUCCUUCCGCUUCUACGAGUCCGGAGUCUACUACGAGCCCGAAUGCAGUAACAGCGAGUCGGAGCUGGAUCACGCCGUCCUGGCCGUGGGCUACGGCCAAGACAAGGACGGGGACAAAUACUGGAUCGUCAAGAACAGCUGGGGCGAGACGUGGGGUGACCGGGGAUACAUCCUCAUGGCCCGAGACCGGGACAACAACUGUGGAAUCGCCACGGGUGCCAGCUUCCCGCUCGUGUGAA